Molecule: messenger RNA, 312 nt
Organism: Candidula unifasciata
Lineage: Eukaryota; Metazoa; Mollusca; Gastropoda; Stylommatophora; Geomitridae
Source: the annotation of a GenBank genome assembly
AUGGAUGUGACCCAAGGCAGUGUCAGUACAAAAGUCUGCGACAGAGGAAUUUGUCUCAAGUGGACAAAGUAUCGAGAAGGUGUGCUACAAAUGAUUCGUACUUGCAGCGCUGACCUGGACUUUCAUCUAACCAUGAUUGACGGUGUGUGCAGAACCGAGAGGAAUGGCAAUGGAUACCUGUGUAUGUGCGGCAAGCAUCUAUGCAACUCCGUGCCAGGACAGCACAAGUGUAUUCGACAACGAACUUUUUUGUUAACGGCUUUGUUUAUCACUUACUAUCUCCAGAUUUUUCAGACAUUUUGGCCAACGUAA